Molecule: messenger RNA, 7010 nt
Organism: Bombyx mori (domestic silkworm)
Lineage: Eukaryota; Metazoa; Arthropoda; Insecta; Lepidoptera; Bombycidae
Product: trafficking protein particle complex subunit 13
Exons: 2
Coding region: 691-1896 (401 amino acids)
Cellular component (GO): TRAPPIII protein complex
Source: RefSeq, a predicted model, not a curated record
GUCGAACAAAUGUCAGGACUUUUUGGCGGGAACGCGAGGAUUAAAGUUGUGUGAUUUGUUUUAUUAUGUCUUUUUAGUGUUUCUUCGGGUUUAAAUGUGUAACAGCGGUGGUUAACUUAACUGUUUAAUAUCUGUGAAAGUGCACAAAUAUGGGAAAAUGAAUCAAAGCCGCCGGACGUGACUUCGCGGAAACCUCCAAAAAGUCCACUUAAUAAAUCUCAGUAAAUGACCACCUUUUUACUGAGAUUAUAUUUCAUCCCAUAUUAUCUCUUUUCAUUUCAUACCAUGUUUCAUAUUAAUUAACUUCAUUUCAUAAUAUCAUAUUCCAUGUUAAAAAAUAAUAUAAAAGAUUAGGCCUUGUGGUAUUAUAUCUUAGUUUUUCUAUUUAGAAAAAUAAAACUACUACUUCGAAAGUACGAACAAAUGUCAGUUAAUGUCACAUCACAAUCACAAUUUCACUUUCACGCAAUACACAAGCAAAUAAUAUUAUUCUAAACGAAUAUUCAGUAAUAAAGCCCUUGUUUACGUAAAAUAGGUGCUCACUCAUAUGCAGUACGUAUUAUACAUCAAACAAUUGAAUAAUAAAGUGUAUAUAUUAAAUAAUAAUUAGAAACAGAUUCACAUACAUUUCAAAAAUUCCAAAAUUCCGUUCGUAAUAAAACUUACGAUACAGAAUUAGAAGUCAGAAUUAUGGAUCCAAAAGAAGCGGUUGAACAUUUAGUUGCUCUGAAGGUGAUGAGACUUACAAAGCCAGCAUUGAUAAGCCCUAAUAUCGUCACUUGUGACUCAAAAGAUUUGCCAGGUAAUAUUCUCAAUAAUUAUCUAAAAGAUGAUGCCACAGCAGUCAGUCAAAUGGAAACUCUUGCUGCUGGACAAUUCUUACUACUUCCUCAAAGUUUUGGAAAUAUUUAUUUAGGGGAAACAUUCUCUUGUUAUGUUUGUGUUCACAAUGAAACGAAUCAACCUGUACAAAGUGUCUCCAUAAUAACUAGUCUACAAACUAAUUCACAAAGAAUAGAGCUUACAGCACAGGAGGGAACUACCCCUACUAUGUUGGAUGUUGAUGAAACCCUUAGUGAUGUUAUUCACCAUGAGGUCAAAGAUUUAGGAACACAUAUAUUAGUAUGUGAAGUUUCGUACAUGUCCAACUACAAUACGUUAGCAUCGUUCCGGAAAUUCUUCAAAUUUGAAGUCAUGAAACCACUAGAUGUGAAAACUAAAUUUUAUAAUGCUGAAUCAGGGGAUAUUUAUCUUGAAGCACAAGUUCACAACAUAACAUCUGGGCCCAUUAUAUUUGAGCAAGUAUCUUUGGAAAGUUCUCAGCAAUUCACUGUAAGUUCUUUGAAUGAAGUGAAUGGUGAGUCAGUGUUUGGUGAAGUGACAUUAUUACAGCCACAAGAGAGCUGUCAGUUCUUGUACUGGCUUAAACCAAAGGAAAACAUGGCAAAAGAAGUCAAACCACAUGGCCCUAUGAGAAAUAUUGGAAAACUAGAUAUAGUCUGGAGGUCUAACUUAGGUGAGAAAGGCCGAUUACAGACUAGUCAGUUGGAAGCCAUGGCACUCGAUCAUGACGACUUAAGACUGACAGUUGAACAAAUUCCUAGUAAAGUAUGUGCAGAUGAAGCUUUCACAUUUAAAUGUAAAGUUGUGAAUGCCAGUGAAAGAACUUUAGAUCUCAUAUUAAAACUGCGUUCUCCGCAAGACUCUAGUCUCCUAUGGUGCGGAAUUUCUAACAGAAAAUUAGGGCCUCUAGAACCCGGAAAGACAACAUUCAUAAAUUUAACUGCUUUACCAAUCAACACAGGCUUACAGAAAGUGACUGGUGUGUCACUUGUUGAUUUGUUUUUAAAACGCACUUAUGAUUAUGAUCAUUUAGCUUCAGUUUAUGUAUAUUAAAGAUUUAUUGCAAUUACAUGUAUUUUACUUUAAUUAUUAAAUUUUUACUGAUUGAGAAACUGAACUGUACUAAGAACACGCAAACCAGAACAUAUUCUGUACUAUUUUUGUAAUUUUGUUUUAUAUCAUUUUAGAUUUUGUGUGUUGGUUGAUAUAUACAUAAUGUGGAUCCUUUUUAAAACUAUUUCAUUAGAUAGUGGUUCAGUUUUAAUAUGCAUAGUAAUUAGUACAAGUAUUCAACCUCAUUUCUUGUAACAUGUGGUGGCCUUGGAUUUUGAUGAUCUUUUCAAAUAUGUAGUAUUGUUUUUUCAUUAUUGCUUUAAAUAGGCUGAUGAUCUCAUGGACUCUACGAACCAAAAUGCCACACCCAACUUCAGACAUAAGAUUGAAGUCUCGAGACACAAUCCCACCCUACAAAAUAUGCAAAACACCUCUAUAUGUAGGCUUAUGGGCCUAUACUUUGGUUCUUAAAAAAAAAAAGUGUGAACUCGCCAAAUUUGUUGCAUUUCUAGUAAAGCAUGAAUCCAAUAUAGCCUAAUGGUUUAAUGGAUUAAUGGACCCAAUACAUCUUCGCGAGGUCGAACCAGUUUACGUAGCUCCAUCGUGGCCACCGAAACGGUCAAGCGCGUCAGGUGGCUGGCUGCUCAAAUAAACCUUUUUUCUUAAAAAAAAAUUUAUUCCUUAGAUGGGUGGACGAGCUCACAGCCCACCUGGUGUUAAGUGGUUACUGAAGCCCAUAGACAUUUACAACGUAAAUGCUCCACCCACCUUGAGAUAUAAGUUCUAAAGUCUCAAGUAUAGUUACAACGGCUGCCCCACCCUUCAAACCGAAACGCAUUACUGCUUCACGGCAGAAAUAUCCAGGGUGGUGGUGCCUACCCGCGCCGACUCCCAAGAGGUCCUACCACCACUUGGCGGCCGGUCGCUAAAAGAAGACGCUUAAGCGGCCAACCGCUAGUGAGUAACGAUCCUUGCAAUACGACCUACCUAUAGUGGGUACACCAGAAAAUGCAAUAACAAGGUGCAGUAAUAGAAUUCAGAAAAGACUGCUGUUUAUUCUCGAGUGAAUCGGAAGAAAAUAAGGUGCUAUUCUAUCUAUUUUUUGUAACCAAUCUGAAACAAUUCUGAUGCAAUCAAUUACAUUAAAGAUCCAAAUACAGAACCAAUAAAAUCUAUUCGUUGCACAAAUGAGCAUUCCCAUCAGUCAAAAGUUAGCUUUAGUACAUCUAUUCCAUUACAGUAAUCUUAUCUCAUUUCCAUCUAUUUAAACCAUCCAUCCAUUCCAUUCCUUCUAUUAUUUUCCUAAGUAUUUGCUUUCCGCUUUUUUUAAAUAGAACAUCUCGAGGCGAUUUGGUUUAAACGAUAUAUUUGCACCUUUACAAGGAAGCCAUUUAAAAAUUUGAAAGAAUAUCAUAGCAAAAAAUCUUCAGAUAUUUGAAUGGGGUCAACUUAAUUGAAGUUUAAUUAAAAAGCAUUGAAUUGUUGGUACUAAUAGGUACCAAAUAGAAUGGACUUUUACUUACAAAGAUAAACGUCGCGUAUUACGGCUUAAGCUUUUUAGAACAAAGGUCACUAUGUGCUAUUUGCCCGUUGCCUAGUUGAUUAUGGUAGCCAUACACGUAACAAUAUACUUGUGCAAGUAUAGACUUGCCCAAGUAUAUUGUCACCCCCAUGGAGUUAAUAAGUACCAUGGAGUUAAUAAGUACCUACAACUGGAGUGCUGUCUAAUGCCGAGAAAUCUGUCUCGAAAGAGAAUACUUUUUGGUCGCGGUGUCCUUGUCUAAUGUGGUGACCAUAUAAAAUUUAUUUAUAGGACAAAAUUAUACACAUGCAUCAGUUUUGAAUUUACCUUAAGUAAUUCUGUGUAGCCCUAUGUAAAUACAAAACACAUGCUUGCAAUAGUUUAUUUAUGUAAAUUCAAUUCUAAACAUUUCUUCGUCGUCAUUUUAACUUUUUUUCGACGUUUUUUUUUGGAAAUUGCUGCGUUGUCGAAAAUCUAGCACUGAGUUUUAUUACAAACAUCAUUACCUCAGUUCUAUUACUUAAACUUCCUCAAAUUCAUGUUUAACGUCCGAAUACUCAACCGCGACUUAAAUAUUAUGUUGAACUUAAUUACGCAAUUCCUACUUUAAUGUACUGGCUAAGUGGGCUGUGCAAAUUAAUAUUUGACACACUGAGUGAGACACUGCAACACACAUUAUCGGGUGCUCUUUUCCUACAUUCACAUCUUCAAUUGAUUUAAAAUUACUUGUAUUUUUACUUCUGUGCUAUUUUCAUGACACGUGUAUAUUAAGUCUACUAGUUGCAUUUUAGGAAAUAAAACACAAUGGGUAAUAAAAUGAAAUUAACUAAAAUUCAUUUAUUUGUUAUAUGUAGACAAUUAAAUAACUCUUAAAUGACAAGUCAAUACACAUAACACAACACACAUAGUACUUGAUCUCUAUUUACAAAAUAUUGGUUAUAUUAUUAUUAUUAUUAAGUUCAGUUAAUUUUCUGUAGUCUUAUAAUAUAACAUUUCCUCUAUUUUAAGUAAAUUCUUUUUUUUCAACGAAAUACAUAAUUUAUUUUAAUUAAUAUCUAAGUGGACCAUGAGUAUCAUUAAAAUUUCGCAAUUUAAAUUUCAAUUCAAUUAAAAAUUGCCAUUUUUCUUUAAUAAAUCUUUUAAGUUUUUGUUUCAAUACCUUAACAUCUUGUCGUAAUUUUGCUUUUCUCGGGGUAUUUUUUAUUUCUUGCGUUUGAGUACUUGAUUCCUCUUGUUUGACCUUUAUAUAGGACAUUUUCCAAAAAUUCCAACGUUAUACUUACUAGAAGAUCCUCCUCGUUCGCUUAACGUCAGGCAAAUGAUAUACAUGCUUGCGUGCAACGCUAUUCAAUACAAUAAAAAAGUUCAAAAAAUACCACAUGAUGGCUCUUAUAAUAUGAAAAAUACAUUGCAAAAUUAUAGUUUUCAGGAUUGUUUUUCCAAAUUUAGUCUAUGACAUAGAUUAAGUACAAUUUACAAGACAAAUGGUAUUAAAUAUUAUAAUGAGAAAAAAUAUCUCACAUUUUAAAAAUAUAUGCUCACACUAGUAAAAAUUUAUCAAUGAAUCUGACAUAUGGAAGGAUAUUCCACAAACUGGAGAGGAUUCUCGCUUAUAACCACUUACAAUACAAGUGUUCACCAUGAUUACACGGAAACUUUCACGAUUUUCGAAAAAAAACAAGCCACAAGCUGUAUCAGUGCCCUUUUAACUUCGAACUACAAACAUAAAUAGACGCCAUUUUUCUUUUAAUCCAUUCAUAGCUCUUUUUCGGUGAUGCCAACAAUUAAUCUGGCUUCCCACCAAAUUCAACAUGAAAACCAUCAGAAAUCUACGUACCUACCAUUAAAUUUUCCAUUAAACAGAGUUCUUAUUAAUAUAGAACAAUAAUUUUUUUGUUAACGAGCUUUAUUAAUAUAUGAUGUUCUAUUAAAAAUCAAUAUAUAUCACAUAAUCAAUACUUCUCAUAUAAUUUAUUUUAAUAAAUUGUCAUCAUCAGAAACUAAUUUCACCAUAACUUUGUACGUUUAUUUUGGACCAAUUCAAUUUUUGACGUUGAUGGAAAUUCUAAAUUCUCGCAACAUUUUCUAGUUAAGUUUAAGUCAAAGUCACAUCGUUUAAAUAAUAUGUAUUUAGAUAUAUUAUUGUCAUAAAAUGUUUAAAAUCCUGUAAAGUGGAUUGAUUUUAACCUUUUCGAUAAUUUUCAACAACGCCCAAGCUACUAAAAAAUCCACUAACCACUAAAAGACAUUUUUGAUAACUAAGAUAGGGGGUAAGGGGGGUUUGAUAAAUUACGAGAUUUUGUGGAAAAUCCUCUAAGCUAGCAACACUGCUUUUUGUUUGUAAAAUGUGCGAGAGGGACACCACCACUUAAUCAUUCUCUUUUCAGACCGUUUUUCCUUACAUCUUUUGCUAUUUAAAAAUAAACUUUAAGUCAUAGAGAUAAAGUAUAUUUUUUGUUUUUAUGUCAAACGAAGUAAGCACUCCAGUUAGGAUAGUAACUCUAUGAUAAGUACCUACAACAUAGUAACUCCAUGGUCACCCCUGAGUGACCACAGACGGCUCCAGUAUGAUUGAACGAUAUAAUUUUUAUGAAAGUGAGCAGAGCAUCCGGGUGUGUCGAUGGACGAAGCUUUGGCAAUAGUUGACUUAAUAUUCGCUACCAAAAAACUGAAAAGACUUAAAAGAAAUCGAAAUAUAUGGUGUAAAGACUGGUUAAAAAAAGAGAGCAUUAUGCGCACAUAAAUUUAUUAAAUGAAUUAAAAUUUGCAAAGACCGACUUCAUUUCUGUAAAUAUUAAUAAAUUCCUCUAAAUUGUCUCGAACUCCAUGUCUCUCACUUGUCAUUUUAGUGCGUUUAAACCGACCGCAGUACGUGCGCACGAGCAGGCGGUUACUAUACUACCUUCGAUCAACAAUAGUAACUAGAUUUCGGGUCGGUGCAUAAAAUCCGUCUCGUCAAAUAACAGCGCACUUGAAAUGUGAGCUCUUAUUUUGUUUAGUUCACUUCAAACACAGCCAAUGUCAACCCGUCUCACAAUACCGCAGUGUGUAUUCAAAAGUUGCAAAAAUAAGGCCCGAAAAAGCAAUUUAACGGCCGGAGUAUCUUACUUUCGGUAAGUACAUGAAGUAUAAACUAUAUUGUAAGCUUUAAACUUAUAAAUAAUAUUAAAUUUUGAACAAAAUUACCGAUUUUUAACCACCGCUACAAAUGUUGGCCAAGUCUCGGCCAACACAUGGACAAACUUUUGCUUAACAGAACAGUAAAUGCAUGGAGUAGAUUUGUGUUGUAAUAAUUUUUUAAAAUUUGUUAGCAGCACUUCAAAAUUAGUUGGUUAAAAUUGGUUAAUGCUGCUUUUGUGUCUGUUUGUUGGACUCUCAUUAGAUACUUAGCUUUCCAUUUUUAUUUUAGCUUUCCUAGCAAUCACGUGUGCAGAAUGGAUCUCGAUUGUCGCCAGAGAAACAAGAGAUGACUUUUAUAAGCCAGCUAAGAACUCCGCUUAUUGACACUGGACAUCUUUGCCUUCCGUGCUCACGGCUACUGAAAUGUGGCCGAAACAUUGUAAUAAAAAUACCACGCUUGAAACCGUUUAAA